Messenger RNA from Herpailurus yagouaroundi (jaguarundi), 2516 nucleotides. RefSeq names its product solute carrier family 2, facilitated glucose transporter member 5. The transcript is spliced from 12 exons. The coding region runs from base 618 to 1988 and encodes 456 amino acids. Gene Ontology annotation, cellular component: plasma membrane. NCBI's taxonomy places the organism in Eukaryota, Metazoa, Chordata, Mammalia, Carnivora, Felidae. Gene Ontology annotation, molecular function: D-glucose transmembrane transporter activity; fructose transmembrane transporter activity. Gene Ontology annotation, biological process: dehydroascorbic acid transport; fructose transmembrane transport. The record is from RefSeq and is a predicted model, not a curated record.
CCAGGCAGGGCUCCAAGUGGUUUUCUUAGAACUCAUUUUCUUAGAACUUCUUCAUUCUUCACCUCAGUCCUAUGAGGGAGGGAGUAUCGCUGUCCCCAUUUUACAGGUGAAGGAGUUGAGACACAGAAGUUCAGUGACCGGCUCGAGGCCACACGGCCAGCCGCAGGAGCACAGGACCUGAUGAUCCCAGGCUCUCGGGCUGCCCCCACUGUGCUCUAAACCACCACAGCCACAGGACAAGGCACCUCUCCUCUGUCCCCUCACCACCGAAGCCCCACUUUCUGUUUGAACUUUGGGAUCAGGAGUGUGAGAAAGUGGCUCAAAGAAUUAAUAAUUCACAGGAGCUAACUUUUCUGGAGAUGCUUGCGUUCUAACAGAGAUUACUGAAUGGAUCUUGGAAGAAAAUCCCCAAGGGACCCCGUUUGGGCAGGGCUCCCUUUCUCAGUGGCCUUGAAUGACACUGUGCCCCGGGAGGACCGGCCUUGAAGGUGGCUAUUUUACUAAGUCUCAAAAAGAGGCUGACCCUUGUGCUUGGCCUGGCAACGCUGAUUGCUGCCUUUGGGUCAUCCUUCCAGUAUGGGUACAACGUGGCCGCCAUUAACUCCCCUGCCCAGUUCAUGAAAACGUUUUACAACAAGACCUACUAUGAGCGGAACAAUGGCUACAUGGACGAGUUUGCCUUGACGUUGCUGUGGUCUGUUUCCGUGUCCAUGUUUCCCUUCGGAGGCUUCGUCGGGUCCCUCAUGGUCGGCCCCCUGGUGAAUAACUUUGGCAGGAAAGGGACCUUGCUCUUCAACAACAUCUUUUCCAUAGUGCCCGCCGUCUUAAUGGGGUGCAGCAAGGUCGCCGGGUCUUUCGAGAUGAUCAUUUUGUCCAGACUUUUGGUGGGAAUAUGUGCAGGUCUGUCUUCCAAUGUUGUCCCCAUGUACCUGGGAGAGCUGGCCCCUAAAAACCUGAGGGGGGGCCUCGGGGUGGUGCCUCAGCUCUUCAUCACCAUCGGCAUCCUCGUGGCUCAGAUCUUCGGCCUUCGGAGCCUCCUCGCGAGCGAAGAAGGCUGGCCGAUCCUCCUCGGGGUGACCGGGGUCCCCGCGGCUCUCCAGCUCCUACUAUUACCCUUUUUCCCCGAGAGCCCCCGGUACCUGCUGAUUCAGAAGAAGGACGAGGUAGCUGCCCAAACCGCGCUGAAGAGGCUGCGUGGCUGGGACGACGUGGGCCCCGAGAUGGAGGAGAUCCGGCAGGAGGACGAGGCCGAGAGGGCCGUGGGCUUCGUCUCCGUGCUGAAGCUGUUCCGCACGAGGUCCCUGCGGUGGCAGGUCAUCUCCGUCAUCGUCCUCAUGGGCGGCCAGCAGCUGUCGGGGGUGAACGCGAUCUACUACUACGCGGACCAGAUCUACCUGAGCGCGGGGGUGAAGGAGAAUGACGUCCAGUACGUGACAGUGGGCACCGGGGCCGUCAACGUGCUGAUGACCGUCUGUGCCGUGUUCGUGGUGGAGCUCUUGGGGCGAAGGUUCCUGCUCCUUCUGGGUUUCUCCGUCUGCUUCACGGCCUGUUGCGUGCUGACGGCGGCCCUGGCCUUGCAGGACACAAUAUCCUGGAUGCCUUACGUCAGCAUCGCCUGCAUCAUCGCCUACGUCGUGGGACACGCCCUUGGGCCCAGCCCCAUCCCCGCGGUGCUCAUCACGGAGACCUUCCUGCAGUCUUCCCGGCCGGCCGCCUUCAUGGUGGGGGGCAGCGUGCACUGGCUCUCCAACUUCACGGUGGGCUUGAUCUUCCCAUUCGUCCAAGUGGGCCUCGGAGCCUACAGCUUCGUCAUUUUCGGCGUGAUCUGUCUUCUCACGACCAUCUACACCUUCCUGGUGGUCCCCGAGACCAAGGCCAAGACCUUCAUAGAGAUCAAUCAGAUUUUCACCAAGAUGAAUAAGGUGUCAGAGGUGCACCCGGAAAAAGAGGAACUGGAGGAAUUUCCACCCUCUACUCGGGGGCAGUAACUCGAGGGAAGGAGCCUGCUGAGUGGGUCUGCGCCGGCUUCCCUCCCGGGCUUUUGUCCCGGCCAAUAGGCGUGAACGUGCGGUACUAGGCGCCGUCCGGGGUGGAAUGCACCGGGGCUGUGCCGUCUGUCUCCAGAUGACCGCCGCCAACCCCGAGUCACGGGGAGCAGGCGCCCCUCGCCGCGCUGGGCCAGCCGUCAGGUCCUGAUAACGCCGGCUCUCACGACAAAAAUCAUUAGUGUGGUGGCGGGAUGGAAAGAAUCACAUCUGGCCAGAGAAACACCUCUUCUGAAAUCCAUGGGUCUUCUGGGGACCGGAGGCCUGCGUUCAGGGGAAUUCUUCCUCUUGCCCGAUCCGUCUCCAGAAACGCCAGUCCUGGAAAGUGUGAUGUCUGAGAAGCUGCGAAGCAGGUCCCUGUGGAGACUUCAAUGGAGUCGGAGCUUGUUAAUUCCGGAUUAUAUUGGUGCAGGGCAGUGAAUGGCAUUGCCUCUGAAUGCUCAAUAAAACACAUAUGAUCCCUUUUACCAA